This is a messenger RNA of Plodia interpunctella (Indianmeal moth), 8113 nucleotides long. RefSeq names its product Alhambra (gene Alh). The record is from RefSeq and is a predicted model, not a curated record. Gene Ontology annotation, biological process: regulation of transcription by RNA polymerase II. Gene Ontology annotation, cellular component: nucleus. The transcript has 26 exons. Lineage: Eukaryota; Metazoa; Arthropoda; Insecta; Lepidoptera; Pyralidae. Bases 22 to 2754 code for a protein of 910 amino acids. Gene Ontology annotation, molecular function: nucleosome binding; histone binding.
AGUAAUAAUGCUGUGUUCAAUAUGAAGGAGAUGGUAGGAGGUUGCUGUGUGUGCUCUGAUGAGCGAGGUUGGCCCGACAACCCUCUGGUCUAUUGUGAUGGGAAUGGUUGCACAGUCGCUGUACAUCAAGCGUGCUACGGUAUAGUCACAGUACCCACUGGGCCAUGGUAUUGCCGAAAAUGCGAAAGUCCGGAGACUAAAGGCAAAGUGCGAUGCGAGCUAUGCCCGUCUAAGUCCGGAGCCCUAAAGCGAACAGACACCGGUGGCUGGGCCCACGUGGUCUGCGCCCUCUACAUACCAGAAGUCCGCUUUGGAAAUGUCACGUCUAUGGAACCUAUUGUCUUGAGGCUGAUUCCCCCUGAAAGAUAUAACAAGACAUGUUACAUUUGUCAAGAUCUGGGUAAAUCUCACCGCGCCACUGCUGGAGCUUGCAUGCAGUGUAAUAAAUCGGGAUGCAAACAGCCCUUCCAUGUGACCUGCGCCCAAGCCCUGGGCCUGCUCUGUGAGGAAGCCGGCAACUAUUUGGACAACGUCAAAUACUGUGGUUAUUGUCAACACCAUUACAGCAAAUUGCGAGUGACAAAUAAGAAAAAAGGCGGUAACGUGAAGACUAUCCCGCCAUACAAGCCCGUGUCGCAUGACAGCCAAUCGAGCGAUUCCAGUUGCGAGAAAGAGGGGGAGGCAUCACCCAUGGCCGCUGGCAGUGGGACUCCUACACAUGCUAAAUCCAAAGGGUCUGGCCGCAAGUCGUCUCACACGAGCAGCAACGCCUCAGGCAAGAAUACUCCGAACGCGUCCAAGACACCCACUAAUACCAGUCAGCCUAUGGAGACCAACCAAGACACAACCGAGACGAUGCCAGUCGGCAAGAAACACAAAGCGUCCGAAAAGAGCGGAAAAUUGCAUCCAUCGUCAGACAAAAAGAAGCCGUCGCCCUCGCGCCGCGGCUCAUCGGCAGGCGACGCCGGGUCGGGAAGCAAGGCCAGCACGCCCGCGCCCUCGCCACAACACGCAGCUGAACAGAAUCAGACCAGUGCUGGAAAAGGUAGAACGUCAGGCGGCUCGACGCCCGUGAACAGUAAAGUGGCGCCGCCUACGGCGUCCCCCAGCAACAAGGAGUCUGUCGGUGUCAUCAGUUCAGUUGCAGCGGCCACGGUGACCGCUGCGGCGGCUGCCACCGCCGCCCCGCCCAGUACCGCGUCAUCCUCGUCCGUGGUCCAAGCGCCUUCGAAGCCGUACCAAGAGUCGGUGAUCACCAACGUGGACUCCAUUGACACCAAGCAGACGAAAAAGCGUAAAGCGGUCACCGCAGCCAACAACGCCGCCGCUGAAUACGUGGCCACUCCCCCACCACUGGUGAAUGACAUGACCCAGAACCCGUUGUGGGAGAGUGUACCACCCUCCGUCGAGCUGCCCGCGGAGACCCUGGACAAAGUCAUCAAAAAGGCCAAGACCGAGUCGGUCCCGGAGAUAAAUCCGCCGACAUCGCACUUCUCGAGCGUGAGCCCCGCGCCCCCUCCGCCGCCGCCGCCCCCCGCACACUCCCCCGCUUCGCAGCCUAGCCCCAGGCAUUUGCCUAGCCCGAUGCCAGGGCCCAGCGGCAUCAACAACAUGUCUAACAUCAGGUCGCCGUCUCAGCAUCAGGGCGCCAAGGACCGCGACGGGCACGCCUCGCUACUAGUGUCGGUGCCUUUGCCCUCAACCAGCCACGGACUCAACCUCUCCGCGCACGCACAGGUAUCAGCCGCAUCGGAAAUGUGCGGACCAUCGCCACAUAUAUUCCACCAACCGCAAAAGCAGGCGGCCAUGGAGCCUAGCAUGCCUGGGCACUCACCGCACGCGGUCCCGGGUCGAUCCACUUGGGGCGGGCUCAACGUCACAUACGAGAUGCAACAGGACCCGAACAAACCGGGCGUGAGUGGCGUAGCUGGUCCGAGCAAGGACCCGGGCAUGGUGCCCAUGCCGCCCGCCGCCAUUAGGAACAAGAAACGCUCCGCAAUGGCUACGUCUGUCGUGUCUAUGGCCAGUGCCCCCCCUCCGCCUACACAGACAUCGCAAAGCAUGGGCGGCAUGCGCCGGGCCCCGCAGCCUACCCCCCCGCCCAUCUACCAGGAGACUAUCAAAGAUUCACCCCCCAGUUCGCCUAGUUCGGAGAGGCCCUUAAAACCCAAGAUGGAGUCAAACAGGGUGGGCGCCAGCUGCACAGCGCCGCACAUGCUCGGCAAUGAGCUGAACCCGGAGAGUGGUGUGGCGGCUCGGCUGCAGGAGCAGCUGAGCGCGGAGCUGCUGGCGCACGCGGCGGGCUCGGCCGGCGCGGAGCCGCUGGUGCCGCCGCCGCUCGUCAACAAAGCUGCGCCGAGCGGUGGAUCAAGCCGAUCAGGGGGUGCUCAGAGCCUGGACCAGCUGCUGGAGCGCCAAUGGGAGCAGGGCUCUCAGUUCCUCAUGGAGCAGGCACAGCAUUUCGACAUUGCAUCAUUGUUGUCCUGCCUCCACCAGUUGCGCACUGAGAACGUUCGUUUGGAAGACCACGUGGGCAGUUUGCUUCAGCGACGAGACCAUUUGCUGGCCGUAAAUGCUAGGUUGGCCAUCCCCCUCACAACUGUGUCAGCGGGUCCCCCGGAACCCAGUCGAUGCACUCGUGAGAACGGGUCGCAGGUUCGACCCCCACCGCCGCCGCCGGUCCGCUCGGAGACAAUCACGUCGGAACGAUCUCACCAGCUGAUAAUGCGAGAAGUGCAGCAGAAGCCCAGCUGAAAGCAGCCGGGCGGCGACUGCGAGCCGGGCCCCUUCUUGGUGCCCGCGCCGAGGGCCCCAGAGCCCGAGCCGGGGCCCUCGGGACCCGCGGACCCGCUGCGCACCGUCCAGACAUACAUCAUGCUGGAGCAGCGGCGCCGGCCCGACUUCUCCAUUGAUUCCAUACUCAAAUUCGAUCACUAGACGACCAAUCGAUGGACAAUCGUUUUGUGUUGCGACGCAGAAUGUCACUAAAAUGUAAGUUUCGUCUCUCACACUUAAUGCACUGGAUAUAAUACUAAACUGUUAUCGUAUAUUGAUCUUCGUUUUUGAACGAUUUGGCGCAUUUUUCGCGUAAAUAUCGUAUCGACAAAUAUUUUUACAACACCUACUGUGCCGGGCUGGCUGGCAGUAGGUUUUAGCGUUUGAAAUGAUAAUCUGCUCAGCGCCUCUUGUAUUAUGUGUGGUACAUGAUGUAAGAAUAUCCAAAAGGCAAUAGUCAUGAAGACUAACGACCUUGUAGCAGAUCGAAAAGGCUACGGUUUGAGUGGAAUUUAUAUUUCAAUUUGUAAAUAGGAAAUAAUUGGAGUGAAAAUUUGGGGUUGACAUUAAUUAAAUAUUACAAAAUUUUCAAACACACAUUUUUUGACACUCUGCAUCACAUUCAUGACUAAUACUUGGGGCAUUGAAUAUAUUGUUGAGGGUUGACAACUCGCGUCAUCUGUGUCAUAGGCUGCAGUGACCGCUUUCUAUCAGGCGAGGCGCGCGCCUUAUAGUCUAAUUAAAGUUAUACAUUGUAAAAUACUCUAUUUCAAAUCUAUUAAUCUAGAUUGCGAUAUUAUUUGAUAAUGUCUUAUGUUCCAAUUUACAGCUUCCUAUUAAGUUUUACACGUCGCUACAUCAGUCGACGGGUGAAAUGUUAUAUAAUUAAAAUUAGUCAUAAUAUGUAUCUUAAAUUAAUAGUUAUAUCAAACUAUGUAUUGUGUAUUGUAGACAUAUAAUUAGAAUUCGAUUAUUGACAUAUAAUUGGAAGAGCUCAUGGCGAAAAAUUACUAAAUUGUGAUCAAAAGGUCAAUGUAUGAAAAAAUUGAAAUUGUCUGGACUAAAUUGAUAGGUAUAUUGUUAUUAUUAUAAACCAUUGGACGAUUCAACUCAUUAUUGAGACAUUAUAUUAAACUUUGGUGUAUUAUAUUUAGUAUAGUUAUAUAUAUAUCAUAUCUAGAAAUACGAAAAUCGAGAUUAUUCUCACGUAUAUAAUUAUAAUGACACACUUAUUUGGUGGUCUAACGAAAUACGUAUGCUACUGUCCAUCAGUAAAUAUAAUGUAAAUAUACAUACGAUUCAAGAAUAGUUAAUGACUUCACAAUGUAUUAACGACCCGGGGCGCCUCUCAUUUGGCGCCCACCUACGGCUUUGACAAAUACUGGACUAGUAAUUUUGAAAUGUUCAACCGAAAGUUAUUGCGUCAGAAAUAACUGUGUUUGUUAGAAAUACGAAUUUAUGAGAGCUCGAACUUACUAAUUGCGGGAAGAGAUUAACAGACUGGUCAUAGGUUCGAAAACAUUUCACCUCUAAAGUAACAGUGACGCGACUAACAGUUCCAUAGUUGGCUGUUUGGGCGAAUUUAUGAAUAUCGCUAUAUCGUAACUUGCGGCCAAAGUAUACUGUGAUAGGUUUGGACAAUUAUCCUGUAUAGAGGACGACGCCGUAGCGACUCUGAACGAUAUUGUGACCUUUCAUUAGAUUAUCUUAUUGAUAGAUCUUUUGACUGAAUGUUCAAAUAGAGUGCAAUGAGACAGAUUUAAGAAUUAUCUGUAUUUGACCAUGAAUGGUAGACGAUACAUCGAGGUUGCAAAAAACGUACGUACGAUGUUUAGCCUCACAAAAUCUAUGAACCUAUCACACGAUGUGUGAAUUGCGAUUCAGGUUCUCUACAUCGAUAUACGUAAUUUACUAUGCGCGUAUUAAUAUGCGGUGUGUUGUGCACUUUAUAAUGCAUGUUGAAUGUUGUAAUACAUUGGUGUAGUAAUCGUUUAUCGUCUGUUAUAGGAUUAUGUCUUAUUGUUGUCAAAUAUCCCUUUUAGUGUUAUUAGUUCAAUUACUUAACUUUGCCUGAUCUAGGUACAACUGUUAGAAAAAAAUACCUAUUUAAUGUGUAUGUAAUUGACACAUUUCGACUAUGGCCUAGUAUUCGAGCCUAAUAUUUAAAUUGUCUUUAUUUUGAGAGCACAGAAUAUUUAUUUCGCAAACAUAAAUUUCACAUUUCUUUAUACAAUUGGAUUGAAGCCGAUAUUGGACAUAUCGUGGAUAAUUUUUGGAUUUUUGUAUUUUCUUCAUGAUGACUCGAACAAUAAUAUAAUAUUUUUUGCUUCAAGUUGACGUAAACAUUCUUCGACCGGGAUAUUUAUAAAACAUACAACUACAUGCUUAUACUGUAGACUAAUUUUUAAAUUGUAUUGGUAGUUAAUUCAUUUAGUCGAUAAUUUCUACUACUGUAGUAGUAUUGCUGCGUUAAAAUACAAAGUUAUUUUAGCAAAAUCUAUUUAGAAAGUUAUCAAAAUCAUGAAUGUGUUUUAUGUCUUUUUUUUCCUGUAUUUUCUAUAUUUUUCUGUUAAUAACAAUUUUGUGUUUGAUUUAUUAAAUCAUCGAAAUAUUAUUUCAAAGUUACACUUGACUAAAGUGACAAAUAAUUUAGAAUUUUUAACAUUUUUUUUUCUACAGUUAUCUAACUGUAGAAAAAAAUAUUACAAAUUCUAUAUUAAUUAAGCAUAUAUAUAUUAAUUAAGCAGAUGCUUAUAUAUUUUUUUUCUUUUUGAUUAUGAAAAAUCACUUGAUGUUUAAUGAAUGUUUAAAAUAAUGGACCUACUAUGUCGUCGUUAUCUAGUGAUCAAUUUGUGUUAAUUUAAAACACUGCGUGCGUCUGAUGCAGGAUAGUUUAUUUCAUAGCACAUUUUGUGUAUAUUUUAAGUUGUUCUACAUUUCCAGAAUGUUUGUUAAAAUUAAUAUUAAGAAUACGUGUGCAUCCUCGGUACAUGUAAGAAUAUGACUGGAAUGGGAUUCGCUGGACACGCACAGCCAAAUCUUCAAAAGCGCUUUUACUAACGAAUCAGUACAUCUAAUGGUACCUAAAACAUUUUUAAGCAUUUGGCUGUUAUGUUGGAUAAGAAACACGAAUAUUUUUUGAUGUAAUUGUAGAAAAUGUUAUUGCAUGUACUGUUUAUUCUGGUAACAGUUCAGAUCAAUUUCUACGGGUAAAUAAAUAAAUACAUUUGUACACAUUGCUACUACAGUUUUUAUUGUGUUUUUAAUAUUAUUUCACACAUUUUCAGAAUCGAAACGAGUAAAUAGCAUUCGAGACGGCAUUUCAAACGAAAAAUCUUUUAGUUUUAAGCAUUUAAUUUUUAUGAAGAACUUUAUCUGAACUUUACCAAUGUUAAGUGGAUAUGUUAAGAGAAAUAUAGUUAUUCGUGUACUUUUAGGGAGUGAUCUCAGUCGGUACCGUGUGGAGAUUGUAGCGGAUUAUAAGUCGGGGAUCAUAGUUUUUAUUUUGCCUUCGGUCGACAGAUAAUUUAGGACAGAACACUAAUUACUCUAAGUAAUUACCCAGAGUGCAAUAUUGUACGAACUGCAGGUUAUAUUUUCGCCUUUAUAGUCCUAGUGAUCCCUGAGGUCCUGUUUAACGAGUGCAAUUGUCACACGUUUCAGCUAGUAAGGAAAAAAUCUUUGUAGCGCAAAUGCGAGCGACAACGUUCAAACUAUAUACCUUUCAGUUCUUUUAUUAGACAAAUUGGAGUUACAAAUAGUACUGAGAGUCAGCCUAGUUUAUGGGAACUAAGGUUCAUUGAACUUUGCGAAGCUCGCGUCUUGAUGUCACAUUUUUACGUGACUCACGUGACACUUACGACCGUGGUUCGGUGCUAAGCGAACAGGACCAAGGGCGGCAAUCGCGUUAUAUAUUUAAAUUUUGCCCCAGGGCUCACCAUAGCUCACUUGUAUCUAACUUGAUUUGAUUGCUUAUAUUAAAAGCAUUAGCACCCAUAAAUAUUUAAUCGCGAUUUUUUUUCGAUUGCAUCAAUAAAACAGAUGUGAAACAGUUAUGAUAACCUAUCGUGACAAUGUAAUUACUGAAUAUAUUCAAAAUAAGUAAAAUCCUACUACUUAGAUGUUAAAUGUUUGUCGUUAUUUAAUUACAUGUAAAAGUCGUGACUGUCGCCGCCUGUCGAGUUUGACUGAUUCUUUGUAAUUAGAUUAUGAAAAUUAUAGUUAUGUGAAUGUAUGUAAAGCCCCUGCAGGCUAUCGACCACUAAAGGCAACCUUUUAAAAGUAAUGGACCGCAAGAAUAAAUUUGGCUUACUAUAGUAUAAAAUUUAUGUCUGUAAUAGAUGUCUAUAGUCACCCGUUGCUUAGUCGGCUGCUGAAUGAAGUGGGAAGAACGAAUAUUUACCUGUUUCAUUUAUAAUUGAAUUCAUUUUCAAUUGGUAUGUUAACUCAUUCUGAAUUUACCAAAUUGCACUACAGAUAACGAAAAAUAUGUUAAUACAAAAUAUUAGUUAUUAGAUCUUUAACAUUAUUGUCCGUCCCUUUCUCGCAAAACUGGAACAUGUGACUAUAUUCAUUUCACCCUCUGUCUAAUCUGGAAAUUCGUUCGUUUGUUCCUUUCUUAUUUUUCAAGUUAUUCUAAAGCUAUUUUUUCUGUCAUAUUUUUCACGUCAUACAUUUCACAUUUUCGCACAUAAAAAUUGAACUUCUGCAUGUCUACUAAAUAUAAGUUAAAAUAAGAAGUGUUAAAAUGAUAUUAUACAUCAAUCACCAGAUUUACAUUGUUUCUCAAUAGGUAGUAAUAUGUAUUCCCACGGAAAUUAAAACUGCUAAUGUUGUAACACGAUAGUCAUGACGUUAGCAGAAUCGCAUCUAUUAAUUAAUUUGAUUCAUAUUCUAUGUAUAUUUCUGACACAAUGAGGUAGUUUGGGUAGUUGCCAUCAAGUCAAAUCAGACACUUUUUGCUUGUGUCAAACAAGUGACGUCACAAAUGUUGGACUCCAAAAGCGUUUCAAUUAUACUAUAUUGAGAACAAAAAAAUACUAUAUAUGAAUGAUUAAUUAAAAUGACAUUUGAUUAUAGCGUUUUAUUAAGUGAAAGGAUUUAUAUAAUUUAUGCACAGGCAACUAUCCUAUUGUAUAUAAUUUUAAAAAUAAUAAAAUGAAAAUCGAUCUUCACGCAUCAUUCAGCAGUUGGUAUAAUGUUGCUUUAAAUCUUAAGUUGCAAAGACUAUUCGACGGAGUUACAGUUAUAUCCUGAUUUAAUACAUAAUUAUUAUUAAAAAAUUCUCAGCUGUCACCAAACAUAUUAAGUACCUUUAAUAAAUUUGUCCGAAAUGAAA